GGCGGGUCGCGUCUUGUCCCGCCUUUUCCCUUUUCUAUUGGUCCGUUUUCCUCUUUUCUGCACUCUGAUUGGCUGGUUAACCUGUCAAUCAUCUCCGCCCGCCUUCCCGGCUACGGGCGGGGCUUCUCGGCGCUUCUCGCGCUCUGAUUGGCCGCCGCCUCGCGCGCCGCGCUCUGAUUGGCUGUUGCCCUCUCCCCUCACGCUCAUUUCCAACAUGGCGGCGGCCGAGGCGGUCGCGCUGCUGGAGGCGCUGCGGGCGCAGGCGGCGGAGGUGGCGGCGCACGGGCGGGAGAUGCUGCGGAGAGUGAGGGGAGGGCAGCUGGACACCAAGGAGGGGGUGUCGCUGCUCCAGGUGCGCUCCCAGGCGCUCCUGCUCUACCUGCAGGACCUGGCCCUGCUCGUCUGCUCCAAGGCCCGGGGGGGCUCCCUCGGCCGCUCGGGGGGGGCCCUGGAGCGGCUGCUGGAGACCCGAGUGGUGCUGGAGAAGCUCCGCCCCCUGGAGCAGCGCCUCAAGUACCACCUGGAGAAGCUGCUGAGGGCGGCGGCCUCAGGAGGGCGUGGUGCCGAGGAUCCGCUCCGCUUCCGCCCCGCCCCCUCCAACAUGGCGGCGCAGGAAGAUGAGGAGGAGGAGGAAGGCCAAGGGGGCGGAGCCAAAGCGCCGGGGCUGGGGGGAGGGCGGCGCUACGUCCCGCCCCGCCUGGUGCCCGUGGCCUGCGCCCCCCCUGACCCCGUGGAUCGCUCCCGGAUCCGCGCCCGGCGCCGCGCCCUGAGCUCGGCGCUGCUGCGGGAGCUGCAGGAGGAGCUGGGGGAGGGGCCAAGGCAGGAGGGGGCGGGGCUUGGCCCCGCCCCUCGCCAGGACCUGCUCAGGCGCCGCUGGGAGGAGUCGAUGCUGCAGCGCCUCAGCGCCCCCUGGCGGCCGCGCCGCCCGCCGGGGGCGGGGCCCGACCUGGAUGACAUCACCAACUUCGGGGCUUUCCCCGCCCUCCUGGGAGAGGCCAAUCAGGAUUCGUCGGAGCCGCCGCAGAAAAAGAGGAAGAAACAAAAAAUGGGCAAGAAAAAAGGGAAGAAGGGUUUCCGCCGCCGCUGAUCCUCCAAUAAAGCUCCGGAAUUUACGCCUCA
Messenger RNA from Vidua chalybeata, 1119 nucleotides. It is a transcript of the gene NGDN, whose product is annotated as neuroguidin. The transcript has 10 exons. Lineage: Eukaryota; Metazoa; Chordata; Aves; Passeriformes; Viduidae. Gene Ontology annotation, biological process: maturation of SSU-rRNA from tricistronic rRNA transcript (SSU-rRNA, 5.8S rRNA, LSU-rRNA). The coding region runs from base 215 to 1087 and encodes 290 amino acids. The record is from RefSeq and is a predicted model, not a curated record. Gene Ontology annotation, cellular component: nucleolus; small-subunit processome.